Molecule: messenger RNA, 1284 nt
Organism: Caenorhabditis angaria
Lineage: Eukaryota; Metazoa; Nematoda; Chromadorea; Rhabditida; Rhabditidae
Source: the annotation of a GenBank genome assembly
AUGAAAGGUUUAUUGGUGGUUUGAUUUGAGCCAAAAUUGAUUCCAAGAAUUUUCAAUGCAAUAUUGAAGGUUGUGGAGCUUCAAUUUAUCUUUGGAAAAAUGAAAACAAAGAAAAACCAUGGAAAAUGGAAAUUUAUGAAAAAAUGAAUUUUUUUCAAAACAAAACCAAAAAAAUUCUCGCGCUCGAUAAUUGGUAGAUCAAAAAUGAAAUUAGAAAAACGAACAUCAAUAAAAAAAUACUGUCCGUUCGCCAGCGAAGGAAACGCGCCCCAUCGCACUUCUUUUUUCUGCUGCCCCGAUUUUUUUUUGUUUUUGAAAAAACGGAAAUUUUCGUUUUUUUUUGUGUUUUCAAGUUGUUUUCGAAACUUUUUAAUAGUUUUUUGAUUUAGAUAGAUGAAUUGGGGGUAGAGUGUUCACCUUUCACGUGAUUUGUUUUGUUUUAUGAGUUUUUUGUGAUAAAAACCGCAAUUUUUCAAUUUCCAGGAUUUUCCGAGACCGAAAAAUGUCGAAAAAACCAUCUUUUCGAAUGGUAUUUCGAAUUUUCUGUCAUCUCUAGGUAAGUUAGCAGUACAUCAGAGUGUUCAAAAUGCAUAUUUUUUGAUUUUACAGAUGUUCGAAAAUUGCACGAUUUUGGCUCAAAUUUGCACAGAAAGUAGAUUUUUGGUAUGAAUAUAUGAGAAAGAGGCAAAGACAUACAUUUGAGGAGGAUUGGGCAUCUUCCCUAUCAAUAUUGGAGCAGUCUCAUCCCAAUUUUGAAUUAUUUUAGUUGGUAUUUAUGACAAUUACGGGAAAAAUCGCCAGCCGGAAAGAAAACUUGAUUAUAUGGCAUUCGGAGCAGGAAGAUUAUCAAUGUGAGUAGUGAGGUAAGUGUUCUUAAGCGCUCAUUCGGCUUUAUUUGACAAAUUUUAGAAAUAAAGUGCAAAAAACGUUUUUAUUUCUGGAAAAUCUUCGAAAAGUCUGUUCUUUUCACUCAAAAAACGUUAUUGCAAAUCGCAAUGCUAGCUAUCUAAACUGGUUGUACAUCCUAUUUCAUUUUUGACAAGUGAAAAUAUAAAUUUUUCUUUUUAUAUGCACAAAAAGUUAACUUUUAUCAAGAUAAAGUUUGAACAGUAUAAAACUCAACAAAAAGCUGGAAAUUGCCAUCUAAAAUCUUGAAUUAAAAUUCUUUUCUCGAUUUUGCAACAUUCUGAACAUUUCCAGGUUCAUCUAUUCUACUUGGCGCCACUAUCUUCGACUGAUUCAACAAUUGCACGAUUUUUUUCAAAUAUAUUCAAGUUUUCAUAA